Cryphonectria parasitica EP155 is the source of this 1923-nucleotide messenger RNA. RefSeq names its product HET-domain-containing protein. The transcript has 2 exons. The record is from RefSeq and is a predicted model, not a curated record. NCBI's taxonomy places the organism in Eukaryota, Fungi, Ascomycota, Sordariomycetes, Diaporthales, Cryphonectriaceae. The annotation marks the transcript as partial.
UCGAUUCGGCCCAUCGACAAGUCGUGGAUCGAUCCUGAGAUCUUUGCAUACUGGAAAUUUAAAUGCGAGGAAGAACACGGCAUGGUGUGUUACAAGCUUCCUUGGCAGAGUCCGACGGAGGAGAGAAGAGUCCAAGCUUCGUGGCUGAUCGACGUACGCAAAGCAUGUCUUGUGCGGCCACGCGGCGGCGAGACAUACGUUGCAUUGAGCUAUGUUUGGGGCACGGAGCCAUUCUACACAUCGCUCAAGGAAAACAUCACCCUAAACCAAAGACCAGGGGCAUUUGUGAAGGGCAAUCCUGAUAUCAAACCUGCCAUAUCCCCCACGGUGCUGGACGCAAUGAAGAUCGUUCAGCUCCUGGACGAGCGCUACAUCUGGGUGGAUGCACUUUGUAUCGUGCAGGAUGACUGGGACCAAAAGGAGGCCGAGAUCAAUAACAUGGCAGAUAUCUACUCCGACGCUACUCUCACCAUCGUCGCCGCUCAGGGUGCGGGCGCAAUGACCGGAAUGCGCGGGAUCAAAGGGCACACGCAGCCUCGACACGCCGCGGAAGACUGGCUGCGGUGGGAUGUGGAUCUCUGCCUGGCCAGGGCACAGGUGGACCAGACUGAUCCGGCGUACAGACGCGCCGACAUGUGGGGUGGACGAGCCUGGACUUAUCAAGAGGAGAUGCUCUCGCGAAGGAGGCUGGUGUUCACCGAGAACAGCGUGGAGUGGGACUGCAGCGCCGCCAAGUGGCACGAGGACCGCGUCGAGAGCCAACUGCAGUCAGAGGAGUUCACCUCGUACACUUCUAUCGCGCAGAGCACAAUGGGCAACAGGGUCCCAGUCCUCGGAUCUUUUCAGGAUGUCAUGCUUUAUCACUACAACCUGAGACACCUUACCUUUCCAGAGGAUGCCCUCUCCGCAUUCGCCGGCUGCGCUUCGGUCCUGAGCCACAGUUUUAUGGGUGGGUUCGUCUCUGGUCUGCCUGAGGUAUUUUUUGACCUCUCGCUUCUCUGGCAGCCAGACCUGUAUGUCGAAAGACGUGUCGCCAAGAACCCGGGUGGUGCUGCGAUCUGCCUACCCACCUGGAGCUGGGCGAGUUUUCGGGGAAAGCUCCGUCAGUGGAACAGCUCUGGGGGCCGCCGCUUCGUACGCGUGCGGCGUAAUGGGUUGAAGCAGAUGGGAGAUGGCGAAUACGUGACCACACUUGUGCAGUGGAAUUACCGGUCGAGUGUUCAAGGCCCAGACAAGCCGAUUCACCACGUCUGGUCCAAAUGGAGAGACCAAUGUUUCUCUGAUAGUGGUGGCCUCGUUUGUCCCACUGGAUGGUCGCGACAUCCAUUAACACAAGAUAGCUCACAGUCACCUAAAGCUAUGGCAGCGCCAAGCAGCACCGCCACGGCACUCCCUCUUCCAAGGUGCUAUUUUACUCAAGACGAGAGUAGCUCCUUUUACGAGUACUGGUGGCCUAUUCCUUUACCAGACCGAGGCGCACCCCGGGAAUCGCAACGGAAUAUCCAGUUCAUCACCUGCAAGACACGCAGGGCUUGGCUGAGCUCAGGGAAUGCGAUGCGGCGAAAUGAUGCGGCAGCUACGGUGAUCAUAUCUCUACAAACCGAGGGUGGUCUCUGGGCUGGGGCUCUAGAGGUCAUGGAGAUCAACCUGCACGAUGACAUUCGUAGUUUGCUCGGUCAACGGUAUGAAUUGGUGGAAGUUGCACGGGGCUUCAUAUCUGAUUGGGACAAGAGGGACAUGGAUGCUAUGCAUUCGCUCAGCUUCUGGGGGAAAACCACCAUUGAUGAGGAGACACCAGGUGCUGAGGUGUACUAUGUUAUGUGGGUGGUGCGAGAAGGCGGUAUUGCUCGCAGGAGAGGCCUUGGCCGUGUCGAUAAGGCUAUAUGGGUGAGUUUGCAAAGAGAGCCUGUGGAUUUAGUUCUU